AUGCCUCCAAAUGUUACUAAAACCCCACAUAUACCCCAAGAAUCCACGCGAUUAGGUCUUUUAGAUGUGGUUCGAAUCGUGGGAGGCCUUCUCCUUGCCAACGCCUUCUUCUCCUGGUGGUUCACCUCCACACCUACCUGGGGCUAUGAGGGCCGUCUCACCGAUCCGCGUUACCUCCAGUUUCAGAUCUUUGGUAGCUACUUGAAUCUCACCAUGGAUGAGCUCUCCUAUUUCGAUGGUUCCGACCCUACCAAGCCCAUCUACGUCGGGAUCAACGGUAAGCUCUACGAUGUCACUGUAUCACGGUCAGUGUACGGACCUAGGGGUUCUUAUUCUGCUUUCGCAGGAAAGGAUGCGGCACGAGCCUUCAGCUCGGGCUGUUUCCGCAAAAAAGACGAGUUAACCUACGAUUUAAGAGGCUUGGACUUAGACGAAGCCCUAGAGGAUAUCCGGGGUUGGCAGGAUUUCUACGCCAAUCAUAGACGGUACUGGUUCGUAGGACAUGUUCAACACGAUCCGCUUGUGGGUGAUCCUCCGACGUUAUGUGAAACCAAGGUCAAGUAUCCGUUCAAGAAAGGUGGGUGA
Molecule: messenger RNA, 585 nt
Organism: Babjeviella inositovora NRRL Y-12698
Lineage: Eukaryota; Fungi; Ascomycota; Pichiomycetes; Serinales
Exons: 1
Coding region: 1-585 (194 amino acids)
Cellular component (GO): membrane; endomembrane system
Source: RefSeq, a predicted model, not a curated record